GUCUUGUUUUGACUGCCUGCGUAAACAGUUUACGGUGAUUUGCGUCAAAAGAAAAACGCGCACGUUAGGUUGUUAAAACGCGAGAGUGCGCAUGCGACCCGCCGUUUUCAAAGGACAAAUUCGCGCUUCUUUGAGGCGACGCGUCCGUCUUUGAAAAUCGUCCGAAAAGUCCGCUCGCCAAUUGCAUAUGUGUGACAAGUGCGUGACGUAAAAACCCGGCGAUUCCCGUUAAUACAAAUGAAUCAUCGCAAACAAAACGUGAAAGUCAACAAUAUGAACAUUGCUUUUUUUUCAAAUUAAUCCGGAAAAGGCUCGAAUUCUUCGAGUAAUUUUCACGCUCGUUUUACAAAAAAAAAACAUCGAGUAGGUUGCGGGUUACUCGAGUGAAACGUGUGAGAAAUUCGGUGGCCCCCCAAGAAAAAACUCGUCCUCUAUGCAUCUACCCGUUGGCUUGACAAAUUGCUACUCGGUGUCGGAAGAAGCCUGGCCGAAGAUAUCGACGAUGGAACCCUCGGGGGGUUAUGGUAACAAUCAGGAUCUCUGGUGGACCGAACACUUAAUUCACGAGAUACAGUCUGAACAUCCCGGUGAAUUAGUUCGUACAGGUAGUCCGUAUUUGUUGUGUUCACAAUUGCCGUCGCACUGGAGAUCGAAUAAGACGCUUCCGGUCGCGUUCAAAGUGGUCGCUCUUGGUGAUGUCGGUGAUGGAACAGUCGUUACAGUCCGCGCCGGUAACGAUGAGAAUUACUGUGCUGAGCUGCGAAAUUCGACGGCCGUCAUGAAGAAUCAGGUUGCCAAAUUUAAUGAUCUCAGAUUUGUGGGGAGAAGCGGACGGGGAAAGUCGUUCUCGCUUACGAUCACCGUCUCCACCAACCCUCCGCAGAUAGCGACUUAUAAUAAAGCAAUUAAGGUGACGGUGGAUGGGCCUAGAGAACCACGAUCGAAGACGAAUUCGCCCAGUUUUCCGACCUCUUCGAAUUUUCCAGGUGCUACACAAUCGUAUAGGGCGUUAGGAUUAGGGCACCGUCCAUUCCCGGACGCGCCGUUCACGUCGCACUUAAGAGAACUGGAGACGCUAAGGCGGAGGGCGCCAUCGUCGCAAAGCGGCGACGGUUCGCAAAGUUCCUACAAAACAGACUCGCAAGAUUCGACUGCAUUAAACGGACCCACCCCCUCGCACUGUCCGGCGCCCUGGCCGGAGUACUCGGCGCCCUAUACGCCGUACAGCCCCCCACAGCCGAGCGGUUACUACGAGCCCCAUCAGGAUCCGAGCCAUACCUCCACGUUACACCUACCCACCGUACUUCCCGAGGUUCCAUCUCAUGAAUUCAUCAACACCUCACUCGCCUCACCCUCAGUAUUUCACAACUCAAAGGCCGGAAUAUCGGGAACGUCCGAUCUAGACCCGAUGUUGUGCGGAAGCCCAAGGUAUCCCGAUAACAACACCUAUUACCCAAACAACUGGGGAUCGAAUCCCACCUACCCCAACAACUACAAUUACUACAACACGCCUAACAACAAUCAACAACCCUACAUAAAUUCGGGCACCCCAACGAUGGUCCUUUACCCUCACCUUUACUCAACCGUCAACCAAAACCAAAUCCAUCUGCACCUCCACGGGAACGGCGAAAAAUUGGAGUACAUCAACACGGAUUCCCUAAGCUUGAUGCCGACCAGAAGCAGCAUGGAUUUGGAACCGGCUUCGGCAAAUUCGGACGUACCAACGAAUCAGCAGAUGGCGACCCAAGUCCCUGGCCAAGGGCAAAUUGAAGAAGCCGAACGCGGCGAAGUGCAAUCCGUUACCGACCCCUCGAGCGUUUGGAGGCCUUACUGAACUGAUUACUUUCCCCUCUCAAAACCAAAUUGGUAAACGAAACCAAAAAUAUUUUCCUACGCUCACGAAGACAUGCAAUUGUAAAUAGACCGUUUCUGUUUAGGAAAAAAUGUAAUUAAAGUAAUUCAGAUACAUACAUAUCAAGCUUAUGUGAUUGUAAAUACGUCAGCGGAUAUCUUAUAUCCGCCCUAUGUAAUAAAUAUUACUUUAUAUUGUAUAUAAUAAAGCCGAUACAUGUUUUUUA
This is a messenger RNA of Photinus pyralis (common eastern firefly), 2078 nucleotides long. Its product is annotated as runt-related transcription factor 3-like. The transcript is spliced from 6 exons. Gene Ontology annotation, cellular component: nucleus. Lineage: Eukaryota; Metazoa; Arthropoda; Insecta; Coleoptera; Lampyridae. The coding region runs from base 434 to 1834 and encodes 466 amino acids. The record is from RefSeq and is a predicted model, not a curated record. Gene Ontology annotation, biological process: regulation of DNA-templated transcription. Gene Ontology annotation, molecular function: DNA-binding transcription factor activity, RNA polymerase II-specific; ATP binding; RNA polymerase II cis-regulatory region sequence-specific DNA binding.